AUUGCUGUCUGAUUAAAUAAUAAACUGCAUGCCGGGGGUUUAAUGUAAAAUAUAUUUAUUAGUUAAUAACUUCCACUUUCUAUUCAAAUAUGACUUCAAUUAUUGUUGCUAGAACUUUAGCACCAGUGGUGCACCGUUCCCUUAAACAGCUUUUUUCCAAAGGAACUGGCACAAAGGUCAGGAACUACUGUAAAACAUUACAAGUAGCGACAGUUCAAUACAACCAAAAACGAUUAUAUGCAGAGAAAAAGGUGUUUGAAAGAACCAAACCACAUUGUAAUGUGGGUACUAUAGGACAUGUAGAUCAUGGUAAGACUACACUUACUGCAGCUAUUACCAAAGUUUUAGCUGAACAAAAGUUAGCUCAAGCAAGAGGAUAUGCAGAUAUUGACAAUGCUCCAGAGGAAAAAGCUAGAGGUAUUACUAUUAAUGUUGCUCAUAUUGAGUAUCAAACAGAAAACAGACAUUAUGGCCACACAGACUGCCCUGGGCAUGCUGAUUACAUCAAAAACAUGAUCACAGGUGCAGCACAAAUGGAUGGUGCUAUAAUGGUUGUAGCAGCUACUGAUGGUGUCAUGCCCCAAACCAGAGAACAUCUAUUAUUAGCAAAACAAAUUGGUGUCCAUCACAUUGUAGUCUUCAUCAACAAAGUUGAUGCAGCUGAUAAGGAAAUGGUUGAGCUUGUAGAAAUGGAAAUUAGAGAGUUGCUGACAGAAAUGGGUUUUGAUGGAGAGAAUAUUCCAAUUAUUGCUGGGUCUGCCUUGUGUGCUUUAGAAGGAAAGAAUCCUGAAAUAGGUUCUGAAGCAAUCCUAAAACUAUUGAAAGAAGUAGAUGCCUACAUUCCUACCCCAGUAAGAGAUUUAGACAAACCAUUCUUGUUACCUGUAGAACACACUUAUUCCAUACCUGGAAGAGGUACUGUGGUGACUGGAAGAUUGGAAAGAGGCAUUUUAAAGAAGGGGGCUGAAUGUGAAUUUGUAGGGUAUAACAAAGUGCUGAAAAGUACAGUUACAGGUGUAGAAAUGUUUCAUCAGAUUUUAGAUGAAGCUCAUGCUGGUGAUCAACUUGGAGCAUUAGUGAGAGGAUUGAAGAGAGAUGACAUUAAAAGAGGUAUGAUUAUGGCUAAACCUGGAACAGUAAAGAGCUAUGACAAUGUUGAAACUCAAGUAUAUGUUUUAAGUAAAGAAGAAGGAGGUCGCCCGAAACCGUUCACAUCUUUCAUUCAGCUACAGAUGUUCUGCAGGACCUGGGAUUGUCCUGUACAAGUAGUUGUACCAGACAAGGAAAUGGUCAUGCCAGGUGAAGAUUCUAAAUUAAUUUUGAAAAUGAUGCGACCCAUGGUACUUGAGCAAGGUCAGAGAUUUACGCUAAGAGAUGGUUCACAAACCUUAGGAACUGGCGUAGUAACGAAAACCUUACCCCGCCUCACAGAAGAUGAACGUAUUUCUUUAACAGAAGGCAAGAAAGCCAGAGAAAAGAAAAUAAGUGCAACCAAGUAGAUUGUAAAUUUUUAUAUAUUUUGUUAAUUAAUGUUUACUAUGCCGAAGAAAACAGAAAAUUACUGAUGUUUCUGUGUGAGAAUGUUAGAAGGUUUGUUUUAAUAGAGAAACUAAUAGGUAUCAUUUUUUAUUUCUAUGUAUUUCGAUUUUAGUGUCUCGUUAUCAACAGCUGACUGUAUAUUUUAUAUAUGUUUUGAAGGGUUUAUUAUGAGUUUGUUUUUGAAUUUAUUGGUUUGCAAUAAAAUCAUGUGCAGAUAGUACUGGACAAAAAUGUUAUGUUAUGCUUUAGUAGCCAUUCGUUUUUCUCUGUGUAUUAAAACCUGGGACAAAGAGGAUGUUAAAAAAAGUAAUGAGUACCAGGCCAGAAGGAAAUUGUUACUCAUACUAUUAGUUCGGCUGUCUGAGUAUGUAUAAAAAAUAAUAAAUACAAAAACGGGAUGUGGUACUCCGGCAGUGACCGAGGAGGGGAAGCAUAGCUUUCUUAUUGUCUACGUACGGAACGAGGGUUUAUAAUUUUAUUAAAUUAAACAGGUAAAAAGAAAUAAAAUAAGACUUACUCACAAUCAAUUUAAUUAUACCACCAACGACCGGUUUCGCAUGCUACAAUUUGCUAUGCAUCUUUAGGUCUUACGGUACCUGGUAAAUUAAAUGCUGAAAUUUCAGUACUAUUACUUUAAAUUGUCCAGUAUCAUUCUAUCUGUCAUGUUUUCCAAAGAUGUGAAACAGUUGUAUACUUCUUCAUUUGCGUUUUGUCUUUGGAUAAAGGUUCUUACAACGUUCAAAGCACUUUCCACAUCUUGUCUAUUAGGACCUUCUUACGUAGAUUCACCGCGAUUGUCUUCUCCAUCUUCAUCACUUUCUUAACUGACGAUAACGCGCUCCACCUGCGGAUUUAUUACUUCUGCGAUAAUUUCAGUAUCCGUCGGAAGAUCACAAACAAUGACGUCAUCGUCAAUGGAAAUAAAUUCAGCAAAUUCAUCAUCAUUGUUCAGUUAUUCAACAGGAUAUUCAUCUUCUUCGUUUUCUACGUCAGUCUCUGUCCACCCCUCAUGACCGAAACAGUACUGUUUAGGGUAAAGCAUUUGAAAUUGCGGUUAAUUCCCAAUAAAAAGUAAAUAAUAUUAAAAUGUCACAAGAAAAUAGCUUCAAAGGAAAAUAUCUGUCGACAAUGAAGGUCGCUUUACUGGAAAGAGACUCCUGUGAUCCAAGAAAUCAGGUUAACAUUUACAAGCAUAUCUAGAUUAUUGAUAAUUUGCCCAGCGGGACAAAAAAAAUAAUGUUACGAUUUUUUGCAAAGGUUACAAAAGUGCUACAAUUUAUUAUCAUGAAAACAGCAUAAAUUUCAUGUCUUUAUCAACUAUGUGCUUCAACUUGGUAAUACUUUAGAAACAAAUUGAAAACUCAAAGAUAUUUCAAAAACAAACUUAAUGAACUGUAUUUAAAAUCAUAUUAUUAGGGUUACUUUUUCAUUGAAUAAAGUAU
Diabrotica balteata is the source of this 2981-nucleotide messenger RNA. The record is from the annotation of a GenBank genome assembly. NCBI's taxonomy places the organism in Eukaryota, Metazoa, Arthropoda, Insecta, Coleoptera, Chrysomelidae.